AACACGACUUCCCUCAGGGGUCCGCAGGUGGCCGGGCGGGAGCAGCGUGGCAAGGCUGGGGGAGCCGAGUAAGAAGAGCCAGCCCCGCGGUGCGCAGCCCGGGACUGGGAGAACACCAGCCCUGCCUCGCGGACGGCUCGUGCGCUUGCGUCUCGCGUAACCUACAUCCUUAAACGCUGCUUCUCGAACACACCGGGUUCUGACACUCACUUCCACGCCGCUCCCCUCUCUCCCUAGCACCACAGACCGCGCGGCCUUCCCCUAGCACCUCAAACCCGCACGCAGCAGCACAGAUCGGUCGGACAGCCCGACCCGACCCGCCACCCUCUCCUACUCCACACGGAAGGAGAAGGGCAAGGGGGCGGGGCACCGGGCAGCGCCGCGCGCGCCCAUUGGUCCAGACGGCGUGGGCCGGGCUCCCAUUGGCCCUGCGGCGAGUCCCCAUGGCCGCGUCCGUGCGGGUAUUUCUGGGCGCAGGCGAGGGGCGCGGACGGAGUCGCGAGGCGGCCUGUUCCAGCGGGAUGACUCAGUGGUACCAGCUACAGCAACUUGACUCCAAGUUUUUGGAGCAAGUUCACCAGCUGUACGAUGACAGCUUUCCUAUGGAAAUCAGACAGUACCUGGCACAGUGGCUGGAAAACCAGGAUUGGGAACAUGCAGCCAACAACGUAUCUUUUGCUACGGUGCUAUUCCAUGACCUGCUGUCGCAGCUUGAUGAUCAGUUUAGCCGAUUUUUGAUAGAAAACAACUUUUUGCUGCAACACAAUAUAAGAAAAAGCAAACGUAAUCUUCAGGAUAACUUCCAAGAAGACCCGAUACAAAUGGCAAUGAUCAUCCACAACUGUCUGAAAGAGGAGAGGAAAAUACUGAACAGUGCACAAUUGUCUAAUCAGAUGGAAGUGGGAGGCAUGCAGAACACCAUGACUGGGAUGCUGGACAAACAGAAGGAGCUUGAUGCAAAAGUUAAGGCUGUAAAAAACAGUGUUACGGAUGUAGAACAAGACAUCAAGACACUAGAAGAUGUGCAAGAUGAAUAUGACUUUAAACAUAAAACCUUCCAGAAUAGAGAGUAUGAGCCCAAUGGUGCAUCACAAGAGGAAUGUAAGAAAGAACAGAUGAAUCUCCAAAAGAUGUUUUUCUUACUGGAUAUCAAGAGAAAGGAAGUGGUGGCCAAGAUAAUACAGCUGUUGAACACCACAGAGCACACACAGAGUGCUCUUAUUAAUGAGGAGCUGGUGGAAUGGAAACGUAGACAACAGACUGCAUGCAUUGGUGGCCCACCCAACGCCUGUCUUGACCAGCUACAGAACUGGUUCACCAUCAUUGCUGAAAGCCUGCAGCAAGUCCGUCAGCAGCUCAAAAAGCUUGAGGAACUGGAGCAGAAACUUACUUACGACCCUGACCCUAUCACAAAAAACAAACAAGUUUUGCAAGACCGAACACACAGUCUUUUCAAACAGCUUAUCCAGAGCUCCUUUGUGGUAGAGAGGCAGCCUUGCAUGCCAACACAUCCACAGAGGCCAUUAGUCCUGAAGACAGGAGUACAGUUUACCGUGAAGCUGAGAUUGCUGGUGAAAUUGCAGGAAUUGAAUUACAACCUGAAAGUGAAAGUUUUAUUUGAUAAGGAUGUAAAUGAGAAGAACUCAGUCAAAGGAUUCAGGAAAUUUAAUAUUCUAGGAACAAACACAAAAGUAAUGAACAUGGAAGAAUCUACUAAUGGAAGUUUAGCAGCAGAAUUCAGGCAUUUGCAACUGAAAGAACAGAAGAACGCAGGAAACAGAACAAAUGAGGGUCCUCUUAUUGUAACAGAAGAACUUCACUCCCUGAGUUUCGAGACACAGCUGUGCCAGCCUGGCUUAGUAAUAGAGCUAGAGACCACAUCGCUUCCCAUCAUUGUCAUCUCUAACGUGAGCCAGCUUCCAAGUGGAUGGGCUUCUAUCUUAUGGUUCAACAUGCUGUCUACUGAUCCCAAGAACUUGUCCUUCUUUCUAAAUCCACCUUGUGCAAAGUGGUCUAAACUUUCUGAAGUUCUGAGCUGGCAGUUUUCUUCUGUGACAAAGAGAGGACUUAACACAGAUCAACUGAGCAUGCUGGGAGAGAAACUACUUGGACCAACAAGUGGAGGAUCUCACGAUGGCCUUAUUCCUUGGACAAGAUUCUGCAAGGAAAACAUAAAUGAUAAAAAUUUCCCUUUUUGGCUGUGGAUAGAGGGAAUCCUGGAACUUAUUAAGAAACACCUCCUUUGUCUCUGGAACGAUGGCUGUAUCAUGGGUUUCAUCAGUAAAGACAAAGAACGUGCUUUAUUGAAGGACCAGAGACCAGGAACAUUUUUACUAAGAUUCAGCGAAAGCAGUAGAGAGGGAGCGAUCACCUUUACUUGGGUAGAAGGAUCUCAAAAUGAGCCCCAGUUCCACUCAGUAGAACCAUACACCAAGAAGGAGCUCUGUGCUGUUACUUUCCCUGAUAUCAUUCGCAACUACAAAGUGAUGGCGGCUGAAAACAUUCCUGAAAAUCCACUGAGAUUUCUGUACCCAGAUAUUCCCAAAGACAACGCCUUUGGCAAAUAUUACUCCAGGCCUAAGGAGGCCCCAGAGCCUAUGGAUACAGAUACUCCCAAGGGAAACGGCUAUAUCAGGACUGAGUUAAUCUCUGUAUCUGAAGUCCACCCUUCCAGGCUCCAGUCUCCAGAAAAUCUGCUGCCUAUGUCUCCUGAAGAGUUUGAUGAGGUGUCUCGGAUGAUGGACCCAGCAGAGAUUGACACUGUGAUGUGUUCAGCGUAUUCGGCGUAAGGCUAGAGCUUUUACUGCAUCACUGGCACAGCCAAUCAGCUUCUGCAUCCUGCUCUACAGUCAGGCUUGGUGGCGAGUUCACUUCAGUUCUUUCGGAAGGCCGUACGUAAUUCACAGCACAUCAGUUUCUCAACCUGAAAGUCCAGUAGUAAUUUUUAAUCGGGGGGGGAUAUAAGCAGCAUUUGAAUAGCCUCCGUACGUGCACUUAAUGUUAUUUCAAGUUGUGUUAAACAAUUUGCUAUUGACAAGAUGCUGUACCAGAGUGUGGGAAGAAAGACCAGGAACAAGGGCUCCUCAGCAAGAGUGAGGGGAGAAACAUGCACUUCAGUGAAUUAGUUAAAUGGAACAUCAUGGCUGUACAUAGAAGGCUUCAAAGGAAAGCUUGUUCUUUUGCAGAGGUUCUGUUCAGAAAGCCUGCACCUGCAGAGCAAUUGCUUCUGAAGAACUUUGAAUUUUCUUCUGCAUCACAAAAAGAGGAGCAGAUGAACACUGCAGGUACAUGGCACGGCAAAUCUGCGUGCUACUGUAGUUUGUUCUGGCUUUCUUUGAUACAGACAUGGCACACAGCUCUGCAGGAGAACAUAAGCCAAAAAAUGGUAUCUGCAUUUCAUUUUUGCUUGUUUUCAUGGUAAAGUCUUCUCGUGUAGAAUGUUUUGCACAAUCUUUCACAGAAAGAGCGCUUCUUAGGAUAACUAAUUAACAAUUCCCUGUUAAGAGGCAAGGUUGUCCUAAGAAGUAGGUCUCUUGGACUAAGAGCAUUUGUUAGUCCAGACUGCUAAUUAGCACACAGCUGAUCAGAAGGGCUCCAGAACACUGAUGCUAAAUCCCACACGUUUAAGGAGAGUUGCUACUGCAGCUUCUGAGCCUGCUGCCGUCCACUGCCAAUGCCUGGGAGGUCAGCGCUGCAGUGCUACUUUGAUGCCAUUCAGACAUGCCAAAUGGAUCCCCUGACUCUUAAAUAAAUAAAUGACUAGUUCAAUUUAGUGCCAUCCCUGGAGGCAUUCAAGGCCAGACUGGACGUGGCUCUGGGCAGCCUGGUCUAGUGGUUGGCGUUCCUGCACUCAGCAGGGGAGUUGAAACUCAAUGAUCUUUGAGAUCCUUUUCAACCCAGGCCAUUCUAUGAUACAGUGUGUUCUGCCCAAGAAGACCUAUGUGGCCCCUGAAGAAGUUUGAGGGAAGUAAAACUUGAAGGACCUAGCAAACUACAUACUUAAAUGGAAAAUGUUUCUACUUUCUUAUUUUUUGUGCCAAACAUUGCUGAGGUUAACAGAGAAUCACAACAACUGGUAAUCUAAUGCUUUAAUGUUAUCAUGAAUAAUUGAAUGCAGAACUUCUUUGUGAAACAAAACCAGACAUUUAUUUCUUGACCUACGCUUUGUACCUAUAUUUUAUGUGCAGCAGUUUGUUUUCAUUACAUUUAAACUACAAUUUUAUCAGCCAGGAUGAAAUUUUCUUAUGAGAUUUAAAGCAGUAGCCUUAAGUGUAGCUUAUAGCCAAGAGACUAUUUUUUUGCUGUUUUAAAUAAAUGGAAAUGUCUCCCGACA
Numida meleagris (helmeted guineafowl) is the source of this 4333-nucleotide messenger RNA. RefSeq names its product signal transducer and activator of transcription 1 (gene STAT1). Gene Ontology annotation, biological process: defense response; regulation of transcription by RNA polymerase II; response to peptide hormone. The coding region runs from base 444 to 2789 and encodes 781 amino acids. Lineage: Eukaryota; Metazoa; Chordata; Aves; Galliformes; Numididae. The transcript is spliced from 24 exons. The record is from RefSeq and is a predicted model, not a curated record. Gene Ontology annotation, molecular function: RNA polymerase II cis-regulatory region sequence-specific DNA binding; DNA-binding transcription factor activity, RNA polymerase II-specific.